Molecule: messenger RNA, 1421 nt
Organism: Epinephelus lanceolatus (giant grouper)
Lineage: Eukaryota; Metazoa; Chordata; Actinopteri; Perciformes; Serranidae
Source: RefSeq, a predicted model, not a curated record
UAGAAAUACAAAUUACAUUAAAGCAUCUGGUGUCGGAGAAAUACAGCAACAGGGUGCAACAGGGUGCACUAUACAGCAAAUUGUGACUACUGUAAAGCUACUGACACUCAUCCAGUGUCUCUUUCCUUAAAAUGUCUUUCAACAUUUAUGAAGACCCAAAUCUGAAUAUGAAUGUGAGAUACUGCAAAGGAGCCAGAGACAACGGAGGAGACAAAGUGGAGAGACUGGUCGACAUUUAUGAGAGUGUGGACGCAGACCAUCCUGUCUGCACACGGGAUGAAGGAGCACACACUCAGAAGCAUCUUGCAGCUGUCCAAAGAAACCCUUUAAGAACUGCUGCACUGGUUUUGGGUCUGCUGUGUCUACUGCUUGUAGCUGCAGUCAUUGUCCUGACCACACUCUAUUUUUCAGUCAUUUUGGAAAACAACCAGCUGAAGAGCAGUUAUGGGGAGCUGCAGAGCAGUUACAACAACCUGAGUAACAGUUUCUGCCAGAUACAGGGGACAGAAAGCCAGACACAGGGGAACAUUAUAGAAUGGGAGAGAUUUCGAUGCAGUUGUUACUACAAAUCUACUGAGAGGAAAAUCUGGACAGAGAGCAGGAGAGACUGUCAGGAGAGAGGAGCAGAUCUGGUGAUAAUAAACAACAAAGAAGAACAUGAAUUUGUCAGUAAAUAUCGAGAUUCCUGGAUCGGUCUGCAGUCAGUGAAAAAAAGCAGCUGGGGGAACGCAUGGGAAUGGGUGGAUGGAUCAGUAACACAAUAUAGGGUCUGGAACCAAGGAGUCAAUGUUCAACCUAAGGAUGACGCUGGGUUGACAGCAUACAUUGAUCUGGAAGGAACAUGGAGGCAUACCAAGAGUGGAGCCAAACAAUGGAUCUGUGAGAGACAGAUCUAUUGAGUCUAAUGUGUGUGUCAUGUAACUGUGAUGUAAUGGGUUGGAAUCUUUCUAAGGACCUUUGUUGCAUGUUAUUUUUCUUUUUUAAAAGUUCUUACUGCCCUUCCAAAAAAAAAAAAAAACAUAAUAAAGGCAAAGAUGAGAAAAUAAACUGCACUGCAUUAGUGAGAAGUGACACAUGGUAAAGUAUGAAAAAUGUUAAUGAUUUAAAAAAAAAAAAUAGAAUAUUCAAAGAAACACAUACACAGACUUUUCUGCUAUUCUCAGAGCCUAAAUAGUGGUGCAGCUAAAACCAUACAGUUUGUCCUGAGGGUAAUGCUAAAGGAAAGGUCAUAGAGUAUCUAGAAUGAAAAUGGUUAAUCCACUGUGGUGUUAAUUUAGUGAAUUUUAUAGAAAACUGCCCAUAACUAUGGCUGUACCCAAGUCAGAAUUAUGUCAGUUCAAUCAGAUUUAGCUGUUCAAUACAAAUGUUUGACUUUUCAUUCUUGUUUUUUUUCCAUAUAGAGUUUGAACAGGGUUCAGCUG